Molecule: messenger RNA, 2232 nt
Organism: Octodon degus (degu)
Lineage: Eukaryota; Metazoa; Chordata; Mammalia; Rodentia; Octodontidae
Gene: Mphosph10
Product: M-phase phosphoprotein 10
Exons: 11
Coding region: 84-2138 (684 amino acids)
Biological process (GO): rRNA processing
Cellular component (GO): nucleus; small-subunit processome; Mpp10 complex
Source: RefSeq, a predicted model, not a curated record
CUCCAGGUUGCGAGAGGGGAACCUUUGCGGUGCGGUUUCCUCUCGACCCUCUUCCGGAGCAUGUGGCGAAGUUCCUGGAGUUGAUGGUUGGGAUGGCUCCCCGGACCUGGCGUCGGCGGACCCUGGAGAAGUGUCUGAAAGAGAUCGGUGAAGCCACCAGGCAGCCGGAGUGUUUCCUCACGAUUCAAGAUGGAUUAGCAUCACACUUUACUUCUUUAACAAAAGUUCUUUAUGACUUUAAUAAAGUAGUGGAGAACGGUGGCAUCCCUGGAAGUCGUUUACAGAAACUUGUGAUAAACAAUUUUGAUGAUGAGCAGAUUUGGCAACAACUGGAAUUGCAAAAUGAACCAAUUUUACACUACUUUCAGAAUGCAGUUAGUGAAACAAUUAAAGAUGAAGACAUCAGUCUUCUCCCAGAGAAUGAAGAAGUGGAGUGUGAAGAGGAUGGUUCAGAGGUGGCAGCCGUUAGUCAGGAGGACCUAGAACAAGAUUUGGAAGAAGAAGAAAUGUCAGAGACAGGUGAUGAUAAUCCUAAAGGGAGUAAGCGAGCUAAAAACUCAAUCAUAGCUGAUCUUCAAGAAAGCCCAGUUUUCAGUGAUGAAGAUUCUGAUCUUGACUUUGAUAUCAGUAAAUUGGAACAGCAGAGUAAAGUUCAAGAUGCACUUCCCAGGAAGCCAAAGGAAGAGUCCAUAGUGGAUGAUAAGUUCUUUAAACUAUCUGAAAUGGAGACCUUUUUAGAGACCAUAGAAAAAGGAGAGGAGGAAAGAGAGGAGGGUGAAGAGGACGACGAUGACAUUGACUUUUUUGAAGACCUUAAUUCUGAUGAAGAUGGAGAGCUAUUUGAAAAUCAGAAACGUAAGUCAGGAAAAAGUUCCAGAAAUCUGAAAUACAAAGAUUACUUCGAUCCAGUUGAGAAUGAUGAAGGUAAAUCAAAUAUUUAUGAUGACGAGCUGGGUUCAGAUGAAGAAGAGGAAGAAUUUGCUGGAGAAGAAGCAGAUGAAGAAAGCAUUUCAGAAACGGAUGACGAUAAUGACCUGGAAGAAAGUGAAGAGGAUAAACAGCAUAAAGAAGGCUCAAAGAGAGUGACUUUUGCUUUGCCAGAUGAUGGGGAAAAUAAAGAUACAGAUAUGUUAAAUGUAAAGGAAGAUUUUGAUGAAAAUAAAUCCUCUUUUGAAAAAAGACAAGAGAAGAUGAAUGAAAAAAUUGCAUCUUUAGAGAAAGAAUUACUGGAAAAAAAGCCUUGGCAGCUUCAGGGGGAAGUGACGGCCCAGAAGCGACCGGAGAACAGCCUCCUGGAGGAGACGCUGCACUUCGACCAUGCCGUCCGCAUGGCUCCUGUGAUCACAGAGGAGACCACCCUCCAGCUAGAGGACAUCAUUAAGCAGAGGAUAAGAGAUCAGGCGUGGGAUGAUGUAGUACGGAAGGAAAAACCUAAAGAGGAUGCGUAUGAAUAUAAGAAGCGAUUAACCUUAGACCAGGAGAAGAGUAAACUGAGCCUUGCUGAAAUUUAUGAGCAGGAGUACAUGAAACUCAACCAGCAAAAAACUGCAGAAGAAGAAAAUCCAGAGCAUGUAGAAAUUCAGAAGAUGAUGGAUUCUCUCUUCCUAAAAUUAGAUGCGCUGUCAAACUUCCACUUCAUCCCCAAACCGCCGGUGCCAGAGAUUAAAGUGGUGUCCAAUCUGCCAGCAAUAGCAAUGGAGGAAGUGGCCCCCGUGAGCGUCAGUGACGCGGCCCUCCUAGCCCCUGAGGAAAUCAAGGAGAAAAAUAAAGCUGGAGAUAUAAAAACAGCUGCUGAGAAAACAGCUACAGACAAGAAAAGAGAACGCAGGAAAAAGAAAUAUCAAAAGCGUUUGAAAAUAAAGGCAAAAGAGAGGCGGAGAAAGUUGCUUGAGAAGAGCAACCCAGAUCAAGCCGGGAAGUGCAGCAAAGCGGUCGCCUCGGAGAAGCUGAACCAGCUGACCCGAGCCGGCAAAGCAUCCUUGUUAAAGGAUGAAGGAAAGGACAAGGCCCUGAAGUCGUCUCAAGCAUUCUUUGCUAAGUUACAAGAUCAAGUAAAAAUGCAAAUCAGUGAUGCAAAAAAACCAGAAAAGAAGAAAAAGAAAAAACAGGAUAUUUCUGUCCAUAAAUUAAAGCUGUAAUAUAUUUGAAUGUCAUGUACAUAUUAAUGUGUAAGCUAUUUGACUGUUCUGUUUUAUAAUAAAAUUCCUGAGUACUGUCUUAUUUGAGACUUCC